AUGACAAACGUAACCACAAUGAGUGGAUUCCUUCUCAUGGGAUUUUCUGACAUUCGUGAGCUGCAGAUUUUACAUGCUUUGCUGUUCUUGGUGAUAUAUCUAUUGGCCUUGGCAGGUAACCUCAUCAUUAUCAUCAUCACCACGUUGGACCAGCAUCUCCAAUCCCCAAUGUAUUACUUCUUGAAGCACCUUUCCGUUCUGGACCUCUCCUUCAUUUCUGUCACGGUCCCCCAGUCCAUUGACAAUUCUCUGAUGGAUAAUGGCUAUAUUUCUCAUGGCCAGUGCAUAGUCCAGGUUUUCUUCUUCACAGCCUUGGCUUGGGGUGAGGUGGUCAUUCUCACAGCAAUGUCUUAUGACCGCUAUGCAGCCAUCUGCUUCCCACUGCAUUACGAGGUCAUCAUGGAUCCUAGUAAGUGUAAGUGGGCUGUGAUAGCCGUAUGGCUAAGCGGAAGCAUCUCUGGAAUCUUGUACACAACAACCACAUUCUCCAUCACAUUCUGUAAGGUCAAAAUAAUCCACCAGUUUUUCUGCAACAUCCCCCAAUUGCUAAAGCUCUCCUGCUCCAAUGAUUAUCUUGGAGCGAUUGGAGUGGCUGCUUUCAUAGCUGUGAUGGCAUUCAUCUGCUUCACCUCCAGUGUCCUGUCCUAUAUCCACAUCUUCUCCACAGUUCUAAGAAUACCCUCUGCUGAGGGCCGAUCCAAGGCCUUCUCUACUUGCCUGCCCCACCUCUUCGUUUUCUCAUUUUUUCUCUCCACAGGUAUGUUUGAGUUUCUAAAACCAACUUCAGAUUCUCCAACUGUUUUUGACCUUAUGAUUUCUAUCUUUUACACAGUAAUGCCCCCAGCACUCAACCCUAUUAUCUACAGUCUGAGGAAUGAGGCCAUCAAGGGAGCUUUCAGAAAGUUACUGUUGGGUGGAGAAUUCACCAGGAAAAAAAUAUUUUUCUCCCAUUGUUGA
This is a messenger RNA of Loxodonta africana (African savanna elephant), 957 nucleotides long. Its product is annotated as olfactory receptor 14J1-like. Bases 1 to 957 code for a protein of 318 amino acids. The record is from RefSeq and is a predicted model, not a curated record. Gene Ontology annotation, molecular function: olfactory receptor activity; G protein-coupled receptor activity; odorant binding. Gene Ontology annotation, cellular component: membrane. Gene Ontology annotation, biological process: G protein-coupled receptor signaling pathway. Lineage: Eukaryota; Metazoa; Chordata; Mammalia; Proboscidea; Elephantidae. The transcript has a single exon.